Molecule: messenger RNA, 1014 nt
Organism: Vigna unguiculata (cowpea)
Lineage: Eukaryota; Viridiplantae; Streptophyta; Magnoliopsida; Fabales; Fabaceae
Product: albumin-2-like
Source: RefSeq, a predicted model, not a curated record
CUCCGAGAUGAAUUUAAAUAAGCAGACUCAAAUCUUUGUCUCUUACACCUUGUUGUUGUGUUAAGAAAAAUGUCAGACACUGUUUAUAUCGAUGCCGCAUUGCCUUCAUCAAAACCAUUUCAAGUCUAUUUCUUCAUGAAAAACAAGUAUGUGAGACUGUAUUACACUCCCGGAACAUCAGGUGAUGAACUUCUGACUCCUCUGGAAUUAGUUAGUACUGGUUUUCCAUCACUUGCAGGAACGCCAUUUGCACAACAAGGAAUAGACUGUUGCUUUAACACUGAAGGAAGUGAAGCAUAUAUCUUCUCCGGCAAGAACUGUGCCUACAUAGACUAUGCUCCAAACUCAGGAAACGACAAGAUCCUUCAAGGUCCUUCCACGAUUGCUGAAAUGUUUCCCGACCUAAGAAACACUGUGUUUGCUGAGGGCUUGGACGGUGCAUUUAGGUCAACCAUAGACAAAGAAGUUUACAUAUUCAAGGGAGAGAAGUAUACUCGCAUUAAGUAUGAUACCAAGUUGCUUAACGAAGACAUUCGUGACAUCACCAAAGGUUUCACUGUUUUGAAAGGUACGAUCUUUGAAAAUGGAAUCGAUGCGUGUUUUUCUUCUAAUGUGGAGAAUGAAGUUUACCUUUUCAAAGGAGAUGAGUAUGUGCGUAUGAAAGUCACUCCACAUGCGGGUAAUGACGAACUUGUGGGUAAUGUCGCUCUUAUCGUUGAAGGUUGGCCACCCCUUAAAGGAAUUGUGCCAGUCACCGAAUGAAGGGAUUUACUCUCAUCAAUAUGAUGACCAGCUUUAAAAAACAUGUUACAAAUAAGGUUUUCAUUACCAAAGUUUGUUUGUUUUUCUCUUUAAUAUGUGUAACAUUAGGAUUAUUGGAUGCUUCUUACUUUUCCUAAUGUAACAAGUCUCUGGAUGUUUCUUUUCCUUUCUGUGAGUGGUUGUUUCUUUCCCAUCUUCAUGUAAUUUGUGUGCUUAAUUAUAAAUGUGAUGUGUUGUUUAUUUCUUUCUGUA